Molecule: messenger RNA, 3048 nt
Organism: Laccaria bicolor S238N-H82
Lineage: Eukaryota; Fungi; Basidiomycota; Agaricomycetes; Agaricales; Hydnangiaceae
Exons: 10
Coding region: 1-3048 (1015 amino acids)
Source: RefSeq, a predicted model, not a curated record
AUGUUGACUAUAUGGCAUUGCCCCGCCUUAUUGAAGGCGCAGCUCACCCACGGUGAACUAAAAUUGCGACAAGCGACAAUUCAAGCCAUUGAAAGCAGGGUAAUUUACCUGGAUGAGGACCAAUUCGAGGGCGGGGCUUGCACGUUCAAGUUCGGAUUCGAUUUAAUGAGAAGCGGCAAGCCGGAACGGCGCCAUGACGCGGGAAAAGCUGUUGAUUCAGUGACGGAAGAAGUCUUUAUAAAGAAUGAAUCCCUUAGCGCCCGUUCAAGCUCCCCCGCCUUCGUGUUUCCCCCUUCGAAUACCUCUUGCAUUAUGAUCAAGGCAUCGACAAUCGAUGCCUUGGCUAGUUUUGUGCUUGCGAGCGGUACUAUUAGGCCCUCACUAGACCGGCAACUGCCUUGUGCUCGGCCCGUUAGGAAAAAAUCGGGAGUCUCGAUCAAAAGUCUCUUCCCCCGCACUUCGAGAUACUCGAACCAAUUACGGGUCUAUUCAAUGGCCGCCUACCAAUACACCACUUCACAGAACAUUUUUGGGAGUAACACAAUUCAUCGCCCCAGCCUGCAGCACGCGACCCCAACUCGACCAUCAGCAUCGGGUAAUGCUGCCAUUCCAAGCGGCUCAACUCUCGCCCAGCCCACUUUCAAGCCUCCGGCACACAAGCAUGCUCACCAUCUCCACUCGAUCCCUCCACGCGAGAAGAGCACACGCACGUUGAUAAUCGACCAUAUGUUGUGGGUCCAUGGUACGCUGCAUCUAUAUUUAACAUUCGGACGCUCAAUCUCAAUCGCAGGGAGAACGCGUUUUGCCCAGGCUAGAGCUGAGCUUGGCAUGACUGAUCGUGCGGGUGGCCCAUCGUCGCCUAAUUAUGCACACCGUCGGAGACCAGAGAAUUAUGAGGAAGAGGACGAGCUCGGAAGUGAAGGGGAAGAUACGGGUGCCCUUAAAGCGAGAUCGGGCGCUCGCAAUGACGAAGAAGGCGAAAGGCUACGACGCCAGGAUCUAACACUCGCGCGGAGCCUCAGAUUACGCGCAGAAGGGCUCGAGAAAGUCGUCACGUCCAUGCUCGAACAACCCCCUCCGAUCCAUCCGAUCGACGACGACGACAUCAUUACACCACCAAGUUCACCCAAGCCCAAACCCUCCAAGCAUCCGCAUACUUUACCGAAUGGCGUCCGCUUGCGCUUAGCCCUCGGCACGAUCAUCAAUGAUCUAUUUGCGCGCCAAGCUCCCCACCCUGCAUACCGGCACACUCAUCCUUCCCCACCCAAAACGGAGCAUACCCCGCCAACACCGAUACCCGCGUCGUUCUCUGAUUUACCAGAAGCACUCAUACCACUUGCCACAGUAUCUGGGGCGUUCUCCCCACUACCAAAACAGCCACAACCCAUCGCACCAUACCGCUAUACGCCCCCCCGGACAUACCCACAGUCCUCUUCCUCUUCCCCAUCUUCAUCCCACGAUAUACUUCCAAUCCCCAGUACACGCACUCGCUCCCUCUACACCGCAGGUAUUGACCACCACACAGUCAACUCUCUUCCUACGUUUCGUUGCCCACGACACCUCCACACAGGCUGCGAGAUUUGCGUAGAGGCCAAAUCACCCACGCGCCACCGAUCAAGCGGCAGCGACCCCUCGCGUGGGCAAUUGUCCUCUUCCUUCUCAUCUUCUCUCACAGCCUCAUCCUCAUUCCGCACGGGUUCUUCCUCGUCUUUCCCCACAGCAGCUAGCACAAGCUGGCAAACCACAUCGGGGACCAACUGGAAAUUUACUUCAGGGGGUGAGAUUACGGGGUGGAAGGAUGACGGGAGUGGGAUUGGUUCAGGCUUGCUGAGGCCUGGCGUAAGGGGGAGCGCGUUAAGGCGGAAGGCAUCCGGAAUUGCCCCGGGGAAGCAAAACCAAAAAGACAGGGAUCGAGACAGCGAGGAAAAGCAGGAAGAAGGGGGAACGGGAUCAGGAAACACAAAAUUGAGCAAGUUGAUACCACGGUUCAUUCGGCUUUCGGCGUUGGCUGCUGCCGAGCUUGGGAGGGAGGUUAGGGGGGAAGAGGAGGAUGUUGGUGUUAGAGAAGAGGACAAACAUUCUGUUGGAUUAUCACAGGGUGUGGAGGCUGCUUCGGGUGUGGAAGGGAGUACGAACCAGCGGAAGAAUGAUUCAUCAGGCUGGGAAAGUGGGAGCGCAUUCUCUCCCGUCCUCCGACCCACGUCCCCUUUAACUCAUGUUCGACCCACAUCUCCUCUAGCACCUCGCAGCACGGCGCAACCUCCAAGUCCCCAAAAGAUGUACGAGUCCGCUCUACGUCCCUCGUUGGAAUGGUACCUCCUUCUAGCUGGCCUUCUGACAAGAGCCGUAUUGGAAGGAUACUUAUCAGCUGGGUGGAGGGAUUGGCAAGCCGUGCAGUGUUUGUUGCUCGUUGGGCUUGGGGUCAAUGAGGGUGCGGGCGAAGACCAAGAUGGUGGAGAAAGUGAGGAAGAUGAAGAUGCUGAGUUUUCCGAGUUUGAUCCAGACGAGCUUCCUGGGCUUGUGGAUGCUAUUAAGAUUCUUUUUCCGAGUCUACGACAAGCUUCGACGCAGAAAGGAAAGGCAGAGGAAGAUUACGAGCUAGAGAUGCUCGACAGACUUCGAAGGUUCCACGACAUCCCUCCCUCAACUCCUGAUCUCUCAACGCACAUGGAAGACCUAGCAUGGCAGUACCCAGCGGAGCCCGUCGAGCGUGCCGCUGUACGGUUCUGCGAGGCUGUGGCGAAGUGGAGAGGCAAGCCUGAGCUCGAAACCUACAAGAAGAAACCUAAUUUUUCCGGGGAUGCUGGGAUGGGGAUGAGUAUUGAGUCUUUGGUCCAUUCGAACCCGACUAGUCCCGUCAUGGGGAAUGCAAAUGCAGGGGCAGGGUGGGAGGAGAGGAAGGUGGUGAAGAGGAAGCCGUCAAUUGACGUGUAUUUCACUGCGCCUCUGAUGAGGGACGUUGUAUGGAGCCGCGGCAACAGCAACAAAAGGGGCCGUGAGGCGGAGGAUGGUGGGGCUGGUAGCCCUCCCAAACGGAUUCAUUCUUGA